CGUUUUAGCGUAGAUAAGCGCUAAAAUGAGUAACUUGGAGGAGGAACAACAACAACAGCCACAGAAACAUGCACAAAUUGUUGCUGGCUGGGAUCGGCCGUAUACGGCGAAACCGUUGGGGGAACAAUUCCGUGCGGUGCGACGUCAGACGCUAAUGGUUAUAUUCGCCAACAUGGGCGUGCUGUCCACGGGCUUAUCGCUGGCGCUGCCCACCGUGGCCUUGACACAGUUAACAAGUGAAACGGAACCAGCGCAUUUGAGCAAAACAGAAGCCUCCUGGUUUGCAUCGAUUAAUACGCUUUCAUGUCCUUUGGGUGGACUCUUGUCGGGUUUUCUUUUGGAUCGCAUUGGCAGAAAGUAUACGCUCUAUGUGCUGAAUAUAUUGGGCAUUAUAUCUUGGGCUAUGCUAGGCACAGCUACAGGCAAUGAGGAUAGUCUAAUGUCCUUUAGCAGUCAGCUGCUGGUUUCCAGAUUUAUUAUAGGUCUUGUCAUGGGUCUAGCUAGUGCUCCCUCCGGCGUUUAUGCUGCCGAGAUAAGCUUACCCAAAAUUCGCGGCAGUCUGAUACUGGGCACAUCCAUAUCUGUCGCUCUGGGCAUAACAGUGCUCUAUUGUAUUGGUUACUUUAUACGUGACGACUUUCGUUUGAUUGCACUGAUCUGCUGUGGCUAUCAGAUAGUUGCGCUGCUCUGUGUUUUCUUCUGUGUGGAGUCGCACAGCUGGCUGCUAUCCAAGCGGCGUGUGGAGGAGGCCAAAAAGUCGCUCAACUACUUUAGAGGAUUGGAGCGCACAACGCAUUUAACGCAUCCGGAGGUGCUGGCGGAAUUUAAUUUGUUGCAAAAGUCGCUGCAGCUGCCUGUGGGUGAAACCAAGAAAGCUUCGUUCCUAAGCAAUCUACGCUUGCCUGAAGUCUACAAGCCGCUGUUUAUAUUGAUGGGCUUGUUUGCCUUUCAGCAGCUCAGCGGCAUCUUUGUCAUCAUUGUGUACGCCGUGCAAAUCUCUACGAAAACCGAUAACUCCAUUGAUCCUUUCAUGUGCGCUGUGCUCAUCGGUGUGGCACGUGUGCUUACCACUUGCCCCAUGGGCUAUGUUUUAGAAAAAUGGGGACGUCGUCUUGCUGGUCUCAUCUCCACCUUUGGGAUGUGCUUCUCCAUGUUGCUGCUUGCCGGCCAUGGCUACUUUGAAUUCCUUAGACUGCCUUACUUCACUGUAGCUGCCAUUGUUGGUUUUAUUAUCCUUAGCACUCUGGGCUUGUAUACGCUGCCGUUCUUUAUGAUCUCGGAGCUGUUUCCUCAGAAGGUGCGCGGACCCGCCUCAGGCAUCACCGUUGCCGUUGGCAUGUUCUUUGCCUUUCUCUGCAUCAAAACCUAUCCGGAUAUGCAGUCCAGCAUUGGCAUGAGCAACUGCUUUCUUGUCUUUGCUGCGAUGUCCUUUCUGGCCAUGUUGUUCAUCUACUGGACAUUGCCGGAAACUCGUGGACUCACUUUAUUGCAAAUCGAGCAACAAUUUCGCAGCAAAACCAAAACUAUAAAUCAAGUCGAAAUGGAGGAAAUGCUGCAGCACAGAGUUGGUUAAGUUAGCUCUUGAAUGCUACAAAUUCUGUGAUACAACAACAAGGAUAUGAGCUAUUAUUAGUAAAUGAAGGCAUUUAUAUAAACCAUAAAGUCGCAAUAUUAAAAGUUAGCGCAACAUUUAUAAUAAUAUUUAGACAAAUGAAGACAUAGAAUGAAUGGCGGCCAUAGCAAAUUUAGCAGCAUUUUUAAAUUGAAAAAUGCUUUGUUUUAUUUUAAAGCUAACGUUUGACUAAUUUUAAGUAUUUUUGU
Drosophila busckii is the source of this 1821-nucleotide messenger RNA. Its product is annotated as solute carrier family 2, facilitated glucose transporter member 8. The transcript is spliced from 3 exons. NCBI's taxonomy places the organism in Eukaryota, Metazoa, Arthropoda, Insecta, Diptera, Drosophilidae. Gene Ontology annotation, biological process: carbohydrate transport; transmembrane transport. The record is from RefSeq and is a predicted model, not a curated record. Gene Ontology annotation, molecular function: sugar transmembrane transporter activity. Bases 26 to 1573 code for a protein of 515 amino acids. Gene Ontology annotation, cellular component: membrane.